AUGAUCAUCAGCAAAAAAAAGCUGAGAAAUCAGAAUGAAUUACUUGUCAUUGGAUAUUAUUGUUUCAACGAGUCUCUUCUCGCUUUUGGUGGCUGUUUCUUUGCCAUUCGUCGUCUUCUCAUUUCUCUUCAUCAAGAGGACUGGCCCCUGGUGCCUCGUAUGAAUUGUAUCACCCAUCCAGCCCUUGUCAUCAUUCUUUUCACUUAUUAUUCGGUGCCUCUUGCCGAGAUCAAUCUCACUUUCGAUCGCAUUUUGGCCUUAUAUUUUCCCCUUUUAUAUAUGCGAAUACCGCUGAGGAAUGUGCUCGUGAUACUCGUAGUGAUUACCGUAAUCUCUGGAUCUGUGACAACCCUUAGCAUCAUCGAUACAUCAAUUGAAGAAAGAGCAAAUAAAACGAUGAUCUCUCAAGGCUGUUAUCUCGACACUUACACACGACUCACUUAUUAUGGAAUGUACUUUGGCAAAGUCGUUCUCUAUCUUUCUUGUUGCCUUUUGUACAUACCAGUUCUAUGGAAAGUUCGUUCAAUUAUGAAAAACUCGACUUCAGAGCGGAUGAGAGCCACAGCUAGAGCUUCGUUGGUGAUAGGUCUUCUGAUAGCCGCUCUUCUCAUCUUCAUCAUCAUCCCAACACUUAUCUUAACCAUUCUUUUCCCCAGUCCAAAUGGCCUUCUCGUUUUCUACAACGUUCUCUUAUUAAAACCAUGGAUGAAUGUAAUCGUGGCUUUGUUGCUCUUCAAAGAUCUCCGAUCGACAAUAAAAGCUGUUUUGUAUGGGUUGAGUGGGUGGAGUGUUUCGUUGAAACAAACGGUGAUUGAGGUGAAAACUUCGAUUAUUCAUGAGCCAUUCAGUAAUGUGGUGAUGCCAAGCGAAAGAGUGAACACU
Molecule: messenger RNA, 882 nt
Organism: Mesorhabditis belari
Lineage: Eukaryota; Metazoa; Nematoda; Chromadorea; Rhabditida; Rhabditidae
Source: the annotation of a GenBank genome assembly